AUUUUUCUUCUCUGGCCCCAUGGAGGAAGUGAGAAAGUUGGCACGGUCAUCCAGGGCUUCUCAGGACCAGGUCACUCAGUGACAGAUGGACAAUGCAAGAAUGAGCUCCUUCCUGGAAUAUCCCAUCCUCAGCGGCGGCGACUCGGGGACCUGCUCAGCAAGAACCUACCCCUCUGACCAUGGAAUUACAACUUUCCAGUCGUGCGCGGUCAGUGCCAACAGCUGCGGCAGCGACGACCGCUUCUUAGUGGGCAGGGGAGUGCAAAUCAGCCCGCCCCACCACCACCACCACCACCACCCCCAGCCAGCCACCUACCAGACUCCGGGGAACCUGGGGGUGUCCUACUCCCACUCGGGUUGUGGUCCAAGCUACAGCGCGCAGAACUUUGGCGCACCUUACAGCCCUUACUCAUUAAAUCAGGAAGCAGAAGUAAGUGGUGGGUACACCGCGUGUGCUCCCGCUGUUUAUUCUGGAAAUCUUUCAUCUCCCAUGGUCCAGCAUCAUCACCACCACCACCAGGGUUAUGCUGGGGGCGCGGUGGGCUCGCCUCAGUACAUUCACCAUUCAUAUGGACAAGAGCACCAGAACCUGGCCCUCGCCACGUAUAAUAACUCCUUGUCCCCUCUCCACGCCAGCCACCAAGAGGCCUGUCGGUCCCCGGCAUCAGAGACAUCUUCUCCAGCACAGACCUUUGACUGGAUGAAAGUUAAAAGAAACCCUCCCAAAACAGGGAAGGUCGGAGAGUACGGUUACGUGGGUCAACCCAAUUCUGUGCGCACCAACUUCACCACCAAGCAGCUCACGGAGCUGGAGAAGGAGUUCCAUUUCAACAAGUACCUGACGCGUGCCCGCAGGGUGGAGAUUGCCGCGUCCCUGCAGCUCAAUGAGACCCAGGUGAAGAUCUGGUUCCAGAACCGUCGGAUGAAGCAGAAAAAAAGGGAGAAGGAGGGUCUCUUGCCCAUUUCUCCAGCUACACCACCCGGAAGCGACGAUAAGGCGGAGGAAUCCUCAGAGAAGUCCAGCUCUUCGCCCUGCGUUCCUUCCCCGGAGUCUUCUACCUCAGAUACUCUGACUACUUCCCACUGA
Condylura cristata (star-nosed mole) is the source of this 1087-nucleotide messenger RNA. It is a transcript of the gene HOXA1, whose product is annotated as homeobox A1. The transcript is spliced from 2 exons. Gene Ontology annotation, molecular function: DNA-binding transcription factor activity, RNA polymerase II-specific; RNA polymerase II cis-regulatory region sequence-specific DNA binding. The record is from RefSeq and is a predicted model, not a curated record. Gene Ontology annotation, biological process: regulation of transcription by RNA polymerase II. Lineage: Eukaryota; Metazoa; Chordata; Mammalia; Eulipotyphla; Talpidae. Gene Ontology annotation, cellular component: nucleus. The coding region runs from base 86 to 1087 and encodes 333 amino acids.